Molecule: messenger RNA, 642 nt
Organism: Suillus subaureus
Lineage: Eukaryota; Fungi; Basidiomycota; Agaricomycetes; Boletales; Suillaceae
Exons: 5
Coding region: 1-642 (213 amino acids)
Source: RefSeq, a predicted model, not a curated record
AUGCGUCGAAUCACAGCACGGAGCAUGUGGAGUAACGGAGCACACGUCUUCGUGGGCCGAGUAGACAAGCGGUACCGGCUCCAAUUUUGCUCCGUCCAUUAUAACGUGCCUGGAAAGUCAGCUCCAAGAACUGACACCAUCCUUCCGGGUGAAUCACCCUCCCUCCAGAAGAUUCCAGAAUACGCUACUCCACUCCUUCAACCUCUGCUACUACAGUUCUCCCAUUUCUACCCAGCCUAUGAGAAAUUGCUCGAGUUGCUAUGCAUGCACUUGCUGCCGAAAUUACACGAAGACGGACAUAGUAUCGAUAUAGGACUGUCAGAGCGUAUGGACGUCCUAGACCAACAGAGCACCAAACAUCUCCCAGAGACAGCAGACUACCACGCGCUCUUGUCGAUAUCCAGCUUCGCCAAAGUUGGCUGCCCAGACGUCAUCUAUGCGCAAGGCUCACAAGAAAACGUCGAAGAUUUCGUUGCCAACGUCAAACCUAUGCAGUGGCUGCCCCUGAAAGUGCGAUCCGUAGAACCCACGGAUCUGGCCAUCGAUUUCGAGAAGGUCGGAGAAGUCGUGGAAGGAAUGAGACGAUGCGGGAGAGACAAAUAUAUCACGGAGACGGGUAUUGGAAACUCGGUUUUGCAAUGA